Egretta garzetta (little egret) is the source of this 5494-nucleotide messenger RNA. RefSeq names its product periplakin (gene PPL). The record is from RefSeq and is a predicted model, not a curated record. NCBI's taxonomy places the organism in Eukaryota, Metazoa, Chordata, Aves, Pelecaniformes, Ardeidae. Gene Ontology annotation, cellular component: cytoskeleton; intermediate filament; membrane. Gene Ontology annotation, molecular function: cadherin binding; structural molecule activity. The transcript has 21 exons. Gene Ontology annotation, biological process: wound healing; intermediate filament cytoskeleton organization.
CCUGCAGAAAAAUGCCGACCAGGUGGAAAAAAACAUCGUGGAGACAGAUUCCCGAAUGCAAAAUGACUUGCACAAGAUCAAGGCAUGCCAGCUCGCCCAGUACAAGGAUCUGACGGCUCAGAAGCUCACUGAGUCCGACAAGCUGCUCUACGUGCUGGAUGGGGAUGCAGCGGUCGCCCGGCACAUGAAGCACCCCCAGGGUGACAUGAUCACAGAAGACAUCCGGCAGCUGAAGGAACGAGUGGCAAACUUGCGCGUGAAACAUGAGCAGAUCUACAACUUCCCCCUGCAGCAUAUUGAGCCCCAGGUCAACUGGUCAACAGUGAUUGAGGAGAAACAGGAAGCGCUAAGCAGCAAGGGCUUUGGGACCGACCUGCCGCUGGUCAACAGCCAAGUAGAAGAGCACAACAUCUUCCACAAUGAGGUCAUGGCCAUCGGCCCACACAUCACCAAGGAAGGCAAUAAGGAAUACACGAGCGACUUCCAAGCCAAAUAUCAGAAGCUGCUGGCCGGCUCCCAGCAGCGGCAGCAGGAUCUGAAUUCCCUGCAGGACUACAUGCAGCGCUGCACCAACAAGCUCUACUGGCUGGAUCAGCAGGCGAAGGACAGGACCCAUUACGACUGGAGCGACCACAACCUGGACUACCCCAGCCGGCGCCGCCAGUACGAGAACUUCAUCCAUCGGAAGCUGGAGGAGAAGGAGGAGGCCAUCAACAAGCUGCAUGCAGAUGGAGAUCAGCUGCUCGCCCAGAACCACCCUGGGAAGAACGCCAUCGAGGCUCACAUCGAGGCGGUGCACGCCGACUGGAAGGAGUACCUCAACCUGCUGAUCUGCGAGGAGAGCCACCUGAAGUUCAUGGAGGACUUUCACAAGUUUCAGAAAGACGCUAAGGAUGCCCAGGAGCUCUUGAAGAAGGUGGACACAGACCUGGACCAAAAAUUUAGCCCGGAGUUCAAGGACAGAUACCAGCUCGAGUCUCUCCUCCGGGAGCUGGACGACCAGGAGAAGGCCUUGGACAAGUAUGAGGCGGUGGUGAAGUCCCUGCAGGAGCGCAGCCAGCACACGCUUCCCAACGCGCCGCUGUGACCGGUUCCUGUCCCCCAGGGCCAGAUCAGCCGAGGAGCCCACUACACCCUGGAGAAGAACAGCGGAGAUGUUUGGGAAGUGGCAGACAGCUCAGGAGACAAGAUCAGCGCCCCGGGGGUCUGCUUCAUGAUCCCCCCGCCCGACGCAGAAGCCAUAGCACUGGCAGACCAAAUUGCCGACCACUAUGUGGCCGUGAAGGAGAAGACGGCCAACUGCAAGAACACCAUCCAGCAGCGCUACGAGGGGCUGAAGGCUGACAGCAUCGGAGAUGCUGCAUCCAUUCAGGGGCGCCAGCUUCUGGCAGGAUUGGAGAAAGUGAACAGUGACCUGGACAAGCAGGAGAAAGCAAUAACGGCAAACCUCCGCCCGCCGCUGGAGCAGAGUCGAGCUGUGCAGGACAGCACCGAGCGCUCCAAGGACCUGAAGAACAUCACCAACGAGGUCCGUCGCAUUGAACCCGAGAAAACGAGGAAGAUCCAGGAAUGUGAGGUCUUCAUCAAAUCCGUACCGAACACCGGCAGCGCCACCUUGGUGAAGAACAAGGUGGAGAAUACCAACAAGAAGUACGACCGCGUGGUCCAGCUGCUCAGCGCAGCCCAAGAGAAAGUUGAGGUGGCCACACACCUCGAGAGGAGCCUCCAGCAAGGCCGAGACCUGCUGUCUACCUAUGAGAACAAACUGGUCAUAGAUGACACGGUACCAGAGGAUUUGCGGGUGGUAGACCGUAAGAAGGAAGAGCUGCUGGCCAUGGGCACCGAGCUCCAAUCCAAGAGGUUCCUGCUCAGUGAAGCAGAGCAGAACUUGCUAAGGGCGAAGACCUGCUCCAACACCCUGGCCAGCAAGUUCCAGGAGCACUGCCCCGACAUCGAACGGCAAGAAGCCGAGCUCUACAAACUCAACCAGCGCUUCAACAACCUCAGCAAGCAAAUCGACCACAGAACGCAGACCCUGCAGAAAGCAAAGAGUGCCUAUUCUAACUACCGCACCCACUACGACAACGUCAACCAGUUCCUGUGCAACAUCCCUAACUACGAGCCGCAGGAGACCGACAAUGUCCAGCAAGUGGAAAUGAAGCUGAAGAACCAAGCGGUGCUCCUCGGUGACAUUGCAAGCAAGGAACAGGAGGUGCAGAAGGUCUCCGCCACAGCUCAGCAAUACCAGCAGGCAGUGAAGGACUAUGAGUUGGAAGCAGAGAAGCUACGGUCCAUCCUCGACCUAGAGAACGGCCGGAAUGGGUACACGAGCAAGAAGCCCAGGCUCCAGUCUCCAGCCGCGAAAGUGAAAGAGGAGGAAGCUGUUCUGGCAGCCAAGUUCACCGAAGUCAAUGCUGUGAAUAAACAGAGGCUGCAGAAUCUGGAGUUCGCUCAGAGCCUCCUGCGGCAGCAACCAGAGGUUCAAGUGACACAAGACUUUGUCCAGACCAAAAAAUCCGUAAGGCCCGUGGAAGAAGUCUGGAAGUUGAAGAAAGAACUUGAGGAUGAGACGCAGCGCCGGCAACAGCUCGAAGCGGAGAUCAAAGCCAUUCAGAACAACAUUGUCCACCUGCAAAACCAGAAGCCCCAGGAAACUGUUGUUAAGAAAGAACUGCUGAAGAAAGUGCCUGACCCUCAGCUGGAAGAGAGCUUCCACAAACUGCAGCAGAACCUGGCAGAAGAGCAGCGCAAGAACCAGGUGCUCCAGGAGGAGCUGGAGGCUCUUAAAAUCAGGCUGCGCGUUUUGGAGCACGAGAAGAGGGAAGGAGGGCAGGAGUAUAUAGUGAAAGAGGUACUGCGUAUUGAACAAGACAAGGCUCAAGCUGAUGAAAUCCUGAAGCUCAAAGAAGAAUUGGAAGAGCUCAGGAGGCAAGAAGGAACCAGGGAGAAUGAAGUCCUCAUUUUACGCGAACAAAUUGCUGUGCUGUCCAGUGAGAAGAACAAAGAGCAGGAGAAGGUAACGGAGAAGGAGGUGUUGAAGCUGCAGAACGAUCCCCAGCUGGAGAUGGAAUUCCGGAUGUUGCAAGAGAACAAGCAGAGGGAGAGCGCCCUUCGGCAGAAGCACGAGGAAGAGCUCAGCUUCCUCCAGGACAAGCUCAAACGUCUUGAGAAAGAACGGGCCAUCGCAGAGGGCAAAAUUACCGUCAAGGAGGUGCUGAAGGUAGAGAAGGACUUAGCCAUUGAGAGAGAGGUGAAUGAGCUCCGGCGCCAGUACGAAGAUGAGAAGUCCAAGGGUCGUUCCAACGAGCGGGAAAAGGCUGAGCUGCUCAGGAAGAUCCAGCUGCUGGAGGAAGAGAACGCCAAGGUGGUUGUCCAGGAGAAAGUGCGUGAGAUUGUGCGCCCAGAUCCCAAGGCUGAAAAUGAAGUUGCCAACCUUCGUUUGGAGCUGGUCGAGCAGGAGAGGAGAUACCGAGGUGGUGACGAACAGCUGAAGAGCUGCCAGAACGAGUUGGCUGCUCUGAGGAACAGGGGGCCACUGGUAGAAGUCAAAGAAGUCAUUAAGGAGGUCAUUAAGUACAAGAACGAUCCAGAAACCGAAAAGGAGCUACAGCGACUCCGGGAGGAAAUCAUAGAGAGGACCGCAGCAAUCGAAAGAGCUGACCUUGAGAUCUACCAGCUGAAACAAGAGAUACAAGCUUUGAAAGACACCAAACCUCAAGUGCAUACAAAGGAAGUUGUUCAAGAGAUUCUGCAGUUUCGGGAAGACCCCAAGACUAGAGAGGAGGUAGAGUCUCUGAGAGUGCAGCUAGCAGAGGAACAGAUGAAACACGUUGACCUGGAGAGGGAGCGGCUACUCCAAGAAGAGAAAGUAAGACAGAAGGAGGAAGAACUUUCCCAGGUGAAGGAGAAAGUGGUCCAACAGGAAGUAGUGAAGUACGAGCAAGAUCCUGCCUUGAAAGCUGAGGUCAGCUCCUUCUCUCAGAGCAUCGAGAGCGAGCUGAAGCAAAUCGAUUGCCUCCGUGAAGAACUCCGCAAGCUGCAGCGGCGGCGGUCUGAGCUCGAGCGUCAGCUCGAGGAACUUGAGAAAGAGAGACAGGCCCGCAGGGAGGCUGAACUGGAGGUGCAGAGGCUGAAGAUUAGGUUGAAUGAGUUGGAGGAGCAGGAGAGGGAGACAACAGAACGAGUGACCGUGAAACAGAAAGUGAUCCUUCAGCAAGAUCCCCAGCAAGAGAAGGAGCACUCCCUCCUCAAGCUGGAGCUAGAAGAAGAGAAGCACCGGAGACAAGUCUUGCAAACUGAACUAGAAGCCCUGAGAAAGAAGCUCCUUUCUUUGGAGAAGAUGGAGGUCAAAGAGAAAGUGGUCUUUUCAGAGAGCGUCCAAGUGGACAAAGGAGACACGGAGUAUGAGAUUCAAAAGCUGAAGAGCAAUCUGGAAGAAGAAAGUAGGCGUAAGAGGGAGCUGGAUGCAGAUAUCAACCGCCUCGAAACCAGGCUGUCCGAGGUGGAAUUCAACAACUCCAAGUCAUCAAAGGAGCUAGACUUGUUAAGGGAGGAAAACCACAAACUACACCUUGAGAAACAGAACCUGCUGAUGGAAACAAGGAGACUGCAGUCAGAGAUUGAACUCACAGCAACAGAAGCUCGGGAUUUGAGAAACAUGACCCACGUGGACAGUGGAAUAAACCUGGACUCCAGAUUCCAAGCUUUGGAAAGAGAGUUAGAUGAUCUGAAGCAGUUAUCCAGAGAAAAAGACGCAGAGAUAGAGCAACUCCAGAACCGCCUCAAGACAGUGGCUAUCAAGAGGGAACAAAGAGAGAACCACCUGAGGCGCUCCAUUGUGGUCAUUGACCCCGAUACAGGAAAAGAAAUGUCUCCAGAGGAAGCUCAUGUGUUUGGCCUCAUUGAAUGGAGCCUGUUUGUCAAACUGAAGAGUCAGGAAUGUGACUGGGAGGAGAUCUCAAUAAAGGGUCCCAACGGGGAAUCGUCCGUGAUCCUCGACAGAAAGUCUGGUAGAAAGUUCUCAAUUGAGGAUGCCCUGAAGAGUGGAAGGCUAACCAUGGCUCAGUACAACUGUUACCUCAACAAGGAGAUGUCGAUCCAGGAGUUGGCAGUCUUGGUGUCUGGAAGUAAUUACACAGCGCUCCCUCCACUUUAGAAAUUUUUUUUCUUAAGAGCAGCCAGUCAGAGCUGCACCACUUGUUAGACUACCAGAUCACUGCAAACCCUUGCCCUCCUCUGCGUCUUCCAAAACGCUACAGCCUCUGCCCCAGCCAUGCUACGAAGCCACACUGCUUGCUGCCAUGCACUGCAGGAAAGCACCACCAGUAGUGGAAAACACAUUUGUCAAGACUACAGCAAAACCUUCUCCCCCUCUUCACCCCUACCUAGUCACUCCUAACCUAACAAAACCCAAGACAAAACGCCUUAGGACAGUGAAGUACCUGAAGUCCAAAGACCCAGUAGAACCUGCAGUUUCCUCAACAUAUACUCACGU